AUGGCAUUACCGAUGGAGAGAGUCUCCCGAGGAGCCUUCAAUUGUAUAUCGAAACGAUUCACUCGUCCAGCAAUAUAUCCACCACGUUAUCUACAUGGAUCCAAACAUAAAUCCACAACCACAACAACUGACAACUCAACGAAACCACCCUUCAACCCCGAGCAACCCAUAAAAUUCACUCAACCCCCAGACCCAACCUGGACCCUCGGCGACGGCGCAUCCAUACCCAAAAAUGCUGCUCAAAGCAACAAAGCCCACAUCUCCAUAAACCCAUCCGACCCAACCCGCGCCUCCAGCAAAAACUACAAAUUCCUCAUCUCCAGCAUCGUGCCGAGACCAAUCGCCUUGAUCAGCACCAAAUCCAAAAGCUCCUCCGGCGCGGACCUAAAUCUGGCGCCCUUUAGUUACUUCCAAGUCAUAAACCACGACCCGCCCAUGUUCGUGGUCAGUUUUAUAGCGACUACGCAACAUAGUGGUACUGCCAGCCGCAAUCCCAAGUCCCAGAAGGAUACGCUGCGAAACCUGCAGGAAACAGGGGAGUGCGUGAUCAAUAUUGUAUCGGAGCACAUGCUCCAAGCGGCUAAUGCGACGUCUGUGAAUGCCGAAUUCGGCGAGUCGGAGUUUGAUAUUUCUGGCCUCACACCCCAGUACGAUACGGGGGUAGGUGUGCCGAGGGUGUUGGAGUCGAUUGUCUCGAUUGAGGGGAAAUUACUUGAAACGCGGGAAUUCGAGAGUCGUGCGAAUCCAAAUGACUCCAAGAGGGGCAAAACGACCUUGGCGAUUAUAGAAGGUACGAGGUUCUGGGUUAGGGAGGAUGCGAUUGAUGCGACGAAAUUGGAUAAAGUGGACUUGAAUGUGCUGAGGCCCGUGAGUAGACUGGGCGGGAAUGGGUAUGGAAGGACUACGGAGGUUGUGGAGAUUGAGAGGCCGGUUUAUAGAUCAUAA
This is a messenger RNA of Talaromyces marneffei, 945 nucleotides long. RefSeq lists its product as uncharacterized. The record is from RefSeq and is a predicted model, not a curated record. The transcript has 2 exons. NCBI's taxonomy places the organism in Eukaryota, Fungi, Ascomycota, Eurotiomycetes, Eurotiales, Trichocomaceae. Gene Ontology annotation, molecular function: FMN binding. Bases 1 to 945 code for a protein of 314 amino acids.